GAUACCUUCAUGCAGGUGAAGAUAACCGGUCAGCUCUAGGACCUAAAGGAAGCCUGACUGCUCGCGCUUGUUCCUUGCACAGCAGAGAUUGACAACUUGGCCUUGAACUACAAUUAAUAAAAAACGACAGGGGGUGGGAGUGCUGCAACAAUUUAAUCCAGAGUAAGUAAUCCCAAAAGCAGUAUAAAAUCCAACAAUUUUCAAGAUGAUAGAACAAGUGUUAGUUAAGUGACAAGUUAAUGGAAGACUGGACUUCCCAAUAAGUAUUUCUUUUAGGACUUCUGAACAAUGGUUUACAUUUUUCUGUUUGAGUUUCGAACAUCUGUGUAGAAUAACGUUAUACACACUUUCACUUUGUUCAUAUACUGACGACCUUUUUGAGAUUAUUCAUGACCAGCAUAUCAGCUAAACAGAAAGCACAAUUAUCCACAGGAUGAAGCUGAAAUCGUCUUGAACCGUAGUUGAGUCUUGUUUGUUCUACAAUGUCAGUCAGUCGACAAAGAACUCUCAGUUUUAAUAGCCUGUAAUUUGUUGUACAACGAGCUUUGUUUAAGGAUCAACUUCAUUCAUCAUCCUGCAAUCCUAUCCCCAUCGUAUUUACAGCGAAAAUUCCUUGGAUUUUUACACUCCCUACAUUUGCUAACAAUAGUUACAGAUAUGCAUUUAUCAGCAUCUGGUUUUGAUUUGUGGUCAAAGAUGGCUGGACAUUUGUAGUUUGUCUGUAAGUACCCAGUACGUGCCCUGUGUUUCUUUCACAGUAAUUUGAAUUUUUGAGAAGUUAGGGCCAAAGCGGAGGGACGUUCUGAACAGAAAACUUUGGCUGUAUUAUCUUCUAAGAGUUUUGUGGAUUAUGUACCGGCCUCUGAAGAUUCGUGGGUUACUGCCCUGCUCUUUCUGGGUACCUGUCUCUUCUGCUCAGUCGGUGAAAGACUAAAACUGUGGCUGAGUUGAUUACCAGCUGAAAGGCGCUAUCAACUGUAGGCUGUGCUGCCACGAGACGAAUGAAUCCUUUUUCCACGCUCCCUCCUCUCACUGUGAGGAUGGGCAGCGGCAGCUCCAGAUGUCCUUACCUGCGGAGGGUCUGCUCGGAGCACAGCGGGGGGAUAAACUGGAUGAGCUUGAGCCCAGACAGGAGGCACCUGCUGACAUGUAGCGAAGACGGUACAGCCCGGCUCUGGAGUACUUCGGACCACCAAUGCUGUAUGGUCUUCCAAGGACAUGAAAGUUAUAUCACUUACUGCCACUUGGAAAAUGAGCAUGCUUUUACCUGCAGUGCAGACCACACCAUCAGAAGAUGGGAUACAAGAACAGGCCAGUGCACUGACAUUUACAGAGGCCAUACAUCUAUUAUUAACAGGUUACUGGUGGCUGGAAACUACUUGUUUAGUGGUUCUUAUGACAGAACAGCACGCUGUUGGAGUCUUGACAGGGGGAAGCAGUUACAGCAGUUCAGAGGUCAUCGAAACUGUGUGCUAGCACUGGCCUACUUUUCAGCAGCAGAUGUGCUUGGAGAGUCAGAUUCCGACAGUGAACAGAACAAAGAUUUGCUUUUGACUGGAAGCACUGACAGUUGUAUUAAGCUUUGGGUAGUAUCCAAUGGUAGGUGUUAUCAGACUCUACGGGGGCAUUUAGGAGCCAUAUUGUGUCUAGCACUUGACAUUCCAAACAAAACCCUUUAUUCUGGAAGUACAGAUCAUACUAUCCGGAAGUGGAAUAUAAUAACAGGACAGUUGGUAAAAGUGUUUCAAGAACAUCAGGGCUCUGUUAUCUGCGUGGAGGUGGUGAACCGACACCUAUACUCUGGGAGUGCAGACAGGACAGUGAAGUGUUGGUUGACAGAGUCUGGAGAAUGUAUUCGGACAUACAACACCCACAGGCACACAGUUAGUGUUGUAAAGUGCCAUGACGGAAUUUUAUUCACGGGAAGUGGAGAUGCAUGUGCUAAAGCCUUUGAUACAAAAUCAGGAGUUUUACAGAGGACUUUUAGAGGGCACACCUUUAUUAUCAAUUGUAUUCUGAUUCACAAUAAACUGCUGUACACAGCCUCUCAUGAUGGCACAUUAAGAAUCUGGGAUCUGCAUAAUCUAUUCCAGCAAGACAAGGAACAUUUAAAAAAGGUGCAAGAUGGAAAACUGAAAAACUCUCCAAAUAGUAGCCAAACCAGACUGUGCAAUAACAAAGUUGGCUGUGAAUGUAACUCCAGAACUCUUUGCAAAGGAAAUAGUAACUCAUCAGAACAAGUGACUGGAAGAAGAGGAAGAAGUGAAUUACUGUGAAUGUAGCAGAGAACUGAAAACAGCUCUGAUUUGUAAUGUGAAUGUUAACCUCAAGACAGGUGUACAAAUGAACUGCAGCUAAGUACUAAGUGAGCAGGAAAUCUGACAAGCCAGUGACCUGCAUAAAUGCUGCUGGAACUUGCAUCUUUUUUGCAGUUCUUUCUACUGUCCUGGAUAAACACUUCUGACUUGUCUCGUGGAAUGAGCUCUAAAUGUGAACCUGAUGUGGUCUAUACUGCCUGUUGUCUACUUGAUUUCCAGCUGUAUAUGUAGCUCACUUAAAGCUUGAGAGUCAUGGACAAUACAGUAUCUGAAAAGAAACUUAUAACACAUCAACACUUUAAUAUGAUUUUGUACUUUUUAAUAUCUUUAUACGAGUUUUUUUCAUAGGGAAGUUCUUUGGGAAGUGCCAUAGUUACUACUGCAGCAUGUAGUAUCAAUACCGUGAAACAUGAAAAUACUUAAUGCUAGAUUUCAUAAAGCAUAUCUUGUUUUAAUGCUUCAUUCAGCAUCCAGAA
Messenger RNA from Protopterus annectens (West African lungfish), 2794 nucleotides. It is a transcript of the gene WDR86, whose product is annotated as WD repeat domain 86. Lineage: Eukaryota; Metazoa; Chordata; Ceratodontiformes; Protopteridae. The transcript is spliced from 6 exons. Bases 1002 to 2276 code for a protein of 424 amino acids. Gene Ontology annotation, molecular function: protein binding. The record is from RefSeq and is a predicted model, not a curated record.